UGCCAACACAUUUCACAGGCAUGCUGUCAGUCCGUACUCUCCUGUUACUCGCAUUCCAGUCCCUCUUUCACCUUUAAUUGUAGGCCCUCAGCAGGAGUGGCUUUUGGUGACCUCAGGCUGCGCCCUAAGCGGCAGACACGCAGAGCUGCGCAAUGAUCGAGGGUGAGCGCAUAGGUGGGAUCUGGGACAAUGGGUGCGUAGCGUCCGCAGACCAAACAAAAAAAACGGCCAAAGAACAAUCUCUCCUAAACUUCUUAUUUUACGUUUUAAGAAAAUAAAAUGUCUAAGCGAGUCAGACCCGGUUACUACCGCCAAGAAGUCAACAAGACCUCCUGGGAAGUGCCGGAGCGGUACCGGGAUCUGAAGCAGGUGGGGACCGGGGCGUACGGGACGGUAUGCUCAGCAGUGGACUCCAGAACAGGAGGCAAAGUGGCAAUCAAGAAGCUGUACCGACCUUUCCAGUCUGAGCUCUUUGCAAAACGGGCCUACAGGGAGCUGAGGCUUCUCAAACACAUGAAGCAUGAGAAUGUGAUUGGCCUGUUAGAUGUGUUUACUGCUGACCUCUCCCUGGACCGAUUCCACGAUUUUUAUCUGGUGAUGCCAUUCAUGGGGACAGAUCUGGGGAAGCUGAUGAAGCUGCAGAGACUGUCAGAAGAAAAAAUUCAGUAUUUGGUUUAUCAGAUGCUCAAAGGGCUUAAGUACAUUCAUUCAGCUGGUAUAAUUCACAGGGACCUCAAACCAGGAAAUCUGGCCAUCAACCAAGACUGUGAGCUCAAGAUUUUGGACUUCGGUUUGGCGCGGCAGGCAGACAGUGAGAUGACGGGGUACGUGGUGACUCGCUGGUACAGAGCCCCAGAGGUCAUCCUGAGCUGGAUGCACUACACUCAGACUGUGGAUAUUUGGUCUGUGGGCUGCAUCAUGGCGGAAAUGCUGCAAGGAAAACCUCUUUUUAAAGGCAGUGACCACCUAGAUCAGCUGACUGAGAUCAUGAAAAUCACAGGAACACCAACUCAGGAAUUUAUAUCAAAACUGGAAUCUGAAGAUGCCAAAAGCUACAUCAGAAGUCUUCCAAAAGUUGAAAAGAAAGACCUUCAAAAGGUGAUUUUCACAACUAAUCCACAAGCCGUGUCUGUGCUGGAGCGCAUGUUAUUGCUGGAUCCGCAGAGCAGGGUAACCGCUGCAGAGGCUCUCACGCUGCCUUACUUCACCGAGUUCAGAGAACCAGAGGAGGAGACGGAAGCACAGCUGUACGACCACUCCUUAGACAACACAGACCUGCCGCUGGACCAGUGGAAACGUCACACCUUCACAGAAAUCUUGACCUUCAAACCAGUUGUGCCAGAAUCCAAGGAAACCUCACUGUAAAACACGAAGAGACGGCUGUGCAGCCUGGGGCCAGAACAAACUAACAUGUCUUUUUAUCUUGUGCUCAAGUGACUCUUUGAUCACAAGACUUAUUGAAUGCCCACGGACUAUAUUCUCUUUUAAGUGCAAGCUGCUGUGUUUUUGAUGAUUUCCCAGUUGUGGAUUUUUCGUCGUCGUAAAUUUCAGCAUGUUUUUGGUCCAGUAGCUUGUUUCCUGAGUCUAGCAUUAGAUCCUUUCAGCACUUCUUUCAAUGCUGAGGUUGCUAUGCCAGCUCACGUAUACAUAACUGAUAUAAGGUCAGGUAAUAAUAUUUUUUAAAUAUUUAACUGGGCAAUCAAGGCAUUACGAGUUGAUUUUAAUCAGAAUGGUACAUAUAUGUUUUAGGAGCAUUUAAUAAAACACAUUACUCCCUACAAGUUGGUAUUAAUUACAAAUGAAGAAAUUACAAUAGACACAUUUGACUUAUGAGAAAACAGAAUUUCUUGAAGAAUCCUGGUGAAAUUUAUUGUUUGAUUUCCAAGAGUCAUUUGUAUUUGUGGUAAAAAUAUGAUUUUAAGGUAAUAGAUCUAGGCAAUACGUAGUUUAUUUUGUGAGGUAAUCUCCCUGUCAGUGACCACAUGUCCUUAAAAGACGUUUGUUUAGAAUUGUUUGGGAUGUCCUCGUGUGUUUGUGUGUGUGUGUGUGUGUGUGUGUGUAGACUACAUGUCUGUUGUGACCUUGUCAUUCCUCCCAGUGGCCUUAAUGUUAACGACAUAAUACUGUUGAACCGUAUGAAAACCAUUCCCGGAAGGGUAAGCACAAACAUUCACAUAUUCAUUUCAAACCAAAAAUACAUACAUACAUAAAUCUGAUUAUAUUGUUUUUUUGAAACAGAAAGUUGCACAAAACACAUUCUCAUCGUUGAUUUGUGAAUUCAUAUUUCUAGCACCA
Molecule: messenger RNA, 2295 nt
Organism: Seriola dumerili (greater amberjack)
Lineage: Eukaryota; Metazoa; Chordata; Actinopteri; Carangiformes; Carangidae
Gene: mapk12a
Product: mitogen-activated protein kinase 12-like
Exons: 12
Coding region: 280-1365 (361 amino acids)
Biological process (GO): intracellular signal transduction; protein phosphorylation
Cellular component (GO): nucleus; cytoplasm
Molecular function (GO): ATP binding; MAP kinase activity
Source: RefSeq, a predicted model, not a curated record